Molecule: messenger RNA, 5681 nt
Organism: Antechinus flavipes (yellow-footed antechinus)
Lineage: Eukaryota; Metazoa; Chordata; Mammalia; Dasyuromorphia; Dasyuridae
Gene: F13B
Product: coagulation factor XIII B chain
Exons: 11
Coding region: 2919-4829 (636 amino acids)
Source: RefSeq, a predicted model, not a curated record
GGGCAUGUUCUUUUUCAAGAUUUUUACUAAGUUGUUUUAUUAUCUUUUUUUAAACAUCACCAAGAUUUUCUCCAAUCUCAAUUCCACCAUCUCUCCUUCUGAAAUACUCCAAAUAAUUUAGAAAAUGCAACAGAUCAAAUCCUGAUGAGGAGAUUUCAGAAAAUUCACAAUCAUUUCUGCACAGAGAAGCACACAGUUCGGUGGACACUGGGGAAGGGGUGUAUCCAUUGUUCUGUAGAGCAUUGCAAUGAAGAGAGAGACAAGGCAAUAAGAAAAGGGGAGGUCCUAGAGCCAUACAGGGUCACAUCAUGUAGAGUACCAGAACAGAUGUCAACUGAAAGCUUUUUCACUCACUAUCCUGCCUCAGUUAUAGAUAGAUCCAGGAUAGACUGAGAAAAGAUCUGUCCUCAAGGGUGAAGGGAUAAGGGUAUUCAGGAGUAAGAAGUGGUGGAGUGUAAGGCUGAUUUUCAUAAUCUAGUGCUAAUAGUGUGGUUUAGACCCUACAAGAAGAGUAGUGUCUCAGUUCCAGACCAGCCUGAAACAUGUAAGGAAUAACUAUGGUAGGAAUACCAGACCAAAAAGAAGCUUUACUUAUGUCCAAGUAAGAAUUCUCUAAAAAUUAGAAUGGAUCAAAUAGAAGUCAAUGAUCCCAUGAGAAAACAAAAAAAAAAAUUCAAAACAAAGUUAAGAGACUAAAAAGAAAAUGUAAAACAUCUUAUAGCAAAACAACUGAGCUAGAAAAUAAAUCAAGGAGAAAAUUUUAAAAAAAACUCUUAGACUGUUUGAAUGCAAUGACAAAACAAAACAAAAAAAAGGAAACUAAACACAAUAUUUCAAGAAAUUUUAAAAGAAAAUUAUUCAUAUAUUUUAGAAUUUAAAGGCAAAGUGGAAGUAGAAAGCAUCUACCAAUCAUUUCCUAAAAGAAACCCCCAAAUAAAAAUGUCAAGAAGCAUUAUAGGUAAAAUCUAGUACUUCUAACCAAAUUAAAAAAUUCCAAGCAGUCAUAAAUAAUUUAAGAAUGAGUAGCCAUGUCAACAUCACACACAAGUUAGCAGUCACUUGUAUUAAAGAAGGAGAGGCCUUAGAAUAUGAUGUUCCAGAAAGGCAAAGGAUAUAAGUUUACUGCCAGGGAUAACUUACUAGUAAAACAAUAUAAUCCUUUUUGGGGAGAUUAUUUGUUCAUUCAUUUUUAGUUGUGCCUGAUUCUUUGUGACCCCAUUUUUAUUAUUUUUUUUGCUAGAAUAUUGGACUCGUUUGCCAUUUCAUUCUUUAGCUCAUUUUAUAAUUGAGGAAAUGAAGCAACAGGGUUAAGUAAUUUGCCCAGGAUUGCACAGCUAAUAGGUGUAUUGAAAAUGCCUUCCUCUUUCCAAGUACAGUGCUCUAUCCACUAUAUCAUAUAGCUGAUGAAUCUAUAAUUCAUCAUAUAAUUGCUGAUGAAAAUUCGAGAGCCUCAUAGAAACUUUCAAAUUUAAAUACAGGAGUUAAGAAAAACAUAAACAGAUAUAUACAUAUGAAUAAUAAGGGACUAAACAAGAACAAAGUACUUACAAUCUUAUAUGGAAACAUACAUGUUUCCCUAUCAUUGUCUGGAAUGAUAGAGAAAGAUUAAAUAGAAGGGCUGAGAAUGGUUAUGAUAUAGCUUAAUGUUCUUAAGAGAAGAGUAGGAAAAGAGGAGAAAAGAACAAUAUAGAGAUUGGGAACAAAGGAAAAGAAAGGUUAGGGAAAUAUGGAGAUAGCUUUGAAAAACUUAGGCACUUGGCAAAAUGUUUGUGGCAGCCCUGUUUGUAGUGGCUAGAAGCUGGAAAAUGAAAGGAUGCCCAUCAAUUGGAGAAUGGUUGAAUAAAUUGUGGUAUAUGAAUGUUAUGGAAUAUUAUUGUUCUGUAAGAAAUGACCAGCAGGAUGAAUACAGAGAGGACUGGCGAGACUUACAUGAACUGAUGCUAAGUGAAACGAGCCAGAACCAGGAGAUCAUUAUAUACCUCAACAACGAUACUGUUUGAGGAUGUAUUCUAAUGGAAGUGGAUCUCUUCAAUAAAGAGAGCUUUAAUUGAUCAAAGAUGGACAGAAGCAGCUACACCCAAAGAAAGAACACUGGGAAAUGAAUAUAAACUGUUUGCAUUUUUGUUUUUCUUCCCAGGUUAUUUAUACCUUCUGAAUUCAAUUCUCCCUGUGCAACAAGAAAACUGUUUGGUUCUGCACACAUAUAUUGUAUCUAGGAUAUACUGUAACCUAUUCAACAUGUAAAGGACUGCUUGCCAUCUGGGGGAGGGAGUGGAGGGAGAAAGGGGAAAAAUCGGAACAGAAGUGAAUGCAAGGGAUAAUGCUGUUAAAAAAUUACCCUGGCAUGGGUUCUAUCAAUAAAAAGUUAUUUAAAAUAAAUAAAUAAAUGAAUAAAUAAAUUUAAAAAAAGAAAGAAAGAAAGAAAAACUUAGGCACUUGGGACAGCUGGAUGGUGCAGUGGAUAGAAGAUCAGUCCUGGAGUCAGGAGGACCUCACUCAAAUUUGGCCUCAGCUACUUGAUGCUAACGGUGUGACGCCAGACAAGUCAUUUAAUAUUGAUUGUCUUACCAUACACACAAAAAAAAGACUUAGGAACUUGAAUCAAUGUAAUAAUCAACCACAAUUCUAAAUGACAAAUAUUUAAAUAUGUUACCCCACCUCCAGAGAUAGAUGAAGUACUCAGUACAGAUUGAUACACACAUACAUUUUACACAUAUUUUUCUUUAGGUAUAAGCAAUGUUGAAAUUUGUUUUGUUUGUUUAUACAUUCUCAAUUGGGCAGAGGUUAGGGAUGGUGUGGAAUGGGAGGAAAAGAGAAUUUUUGUUGAUUAAAAAUAAAAUCUUAUUAAAAAAACCCCAACAAUAUAAAAAUAAAAUCUUUCUCACUCACCUCCACUUUUUUUAGAUAUAUCCUGUGAAAUGCCUCAUGUUGAAAAUGGAAGGAUUGCUGAAUUUUACUAUACUUUUAAAAAUCAUUACUUUCCAAUGACCCUGGACAAAAAGCUUUCUUUUUUUUGCUUGGCUGGAUAUACAACUAAGACUGGGAAACAAGAAGAUAAAACUACAUGUACAUCAGAAGGAUGGUCUCCAAAGCCAGAGUGUUUCAAAAAAUGUAACAAACCAGUCUUGCAUAAUGGCUUCUUUUCUAAUCAGAAGAUGUUAUACAAAAUUCAAGAAACUCUUCAUUACAGAUGUACUUCAGGAUAUAAAACUACUGGAGGAAAGAAUGAAGAAGUGAUACAAUGUCUUUCCCAGGGAUGGUCUUCUCAACCAAGUUGUAACAAGGAACUUGAAACCUGCAUGGUCCCUGAGUUAUAUAAUGGGAAUUACUCCACCAUCCAGAAGAUCUUCAGAAUAAAAGAGAAACUGCAAUAUAUGUGUGAUGAUGGAUACUUUACUCCUGGGGGAAAGAGAUUUGAAGAGGCAGAAUGUCAUCCAUAUGGAUGGUCUCUCACUCCAAAAUGUACCAAAUUAACCUGCUCUCCUUUAAGAGUAAUAAAAAAUGGACACUUUGAUCCUGUGAAGAAAGCCUAUGAAGAGGGAGAUGUAGUUCAGUUUUUCUGCCUUAGCAAUUACUAUCUCAGUGGGUCAGAUUUAAUUCAAUGCUAUCAUUUUGGAUGGUACCCAGAACCUCCAGUGUGUGAAGAAAGAAGAAAUAGAUGUCCUCCGCCACCAUUGCCCCCAAAUGCCAAAAUGCAAACUCAUUCCAAUACCUUCCGGCAUGGAAAAGUAAUUCACAUAGAGUGUGAGCUUAACUUUCUAAUGGAAGGAUCAGAAGAAAUACGCUGUGAAAAUGGGAAAUGGACAGCGCCUCCAAAUUGCAUUGAAAUAAAGGAUAAAAUACAAUGUGGGGAACCACCUACCAUCAUGAAUGGUACAGCAAAUCUUCUUUCUAAGAUUUAUUACAAUGGGGAUAAAGUGACAUAUACUUGUGAAAAUGGCUACCAUCUGAAGGAAUCUGAUGAGAUAAUUUGUAAAAAUGGAAAAUGGACUCUACCUCCCAAAUGUGUUGAAAACAAUGAAAACUGCAAACCACCACCUGAGAUUGAACAUGGGAUUAUUGUUAAUGAAUUAUUGCCAAGCUAUGUAACAGGGUCCUCAGUGGAAUACAGAUGCAAUAUAUAUUACUUAUUGAGUGGAUCCCCAAAAUCGCAGUGUGUACAAGGAAAUUGGUCAACUCCACCUAUUUGCUUAGAGCCAUGCAUUAUUAAUGUUGAUCAUAUGAACAAUAAUAACAUAGAAAUGAAAUGGAAUACUGAAGGAGAGAGAUAUUUUUUACACGGUGAUAUUAUAGAUUUUAUAUGUAAACAGGGAUACAAUUUAUCACCAUCAACCAAGCCUUCUGAACUGAUAGUACAGUGUAACAGAGGAGAACUGAAAUAUCCAACAUGUGUUAGAAAAGAAUUUGAAGGAAAAUGUGGGUCUCCUCCAAUAAUUAGACAUGGCAUUGCUAUUGGCUCAUCACAAAAGAGUUAUGAAAAUGGUUCCUCAGUAGAAUACAGAUGUUUAGAUUAUCAUUUCCUGCAAGGAUCUAAGACAGUCUAUUGCUUGCAGGCACAGUGGACAACACCACCAUCAUGUUUAGAACCUUGCGUGUUAUCUUCAACUGAAAUGGAAAAUAAUAAUUUACAUUUGAAGUGGAGUUUUGACAACAGGCCUUAUUUUUUUCAUGGCGAGUACAUUGAGUUUCUCUGCAAAAGGAACAGUUUUCUAGCGGCAUCUUUUACAGAAUCUGAAUUGAGAGUGCAGUGCAACAGAGGACAAUUGAAAUAUCCUCAGUGCAUUGAAAGAGGAAGGAUUCAAUACAAUCAACAACCAUUAAGGAUAUGAAAAAAUGAUGGAAAGAAGAGGUAUAUUUGAGAGCAUCAUAAAAUGCAAUCUACUUAAAAAGAAUAAAAAUAUCACUUAAAACAAAUUAUUAAUUAGCUAUUUACAGCUUUCAAUCAAAAUGAUAUGUUCUGAACAUUUUCUCAUUGUUUAUAAAAAGUUUAUCAUAGAAACAUGAAAGGGAUCUUAAAGCACACUUAAUCUAUUCCCUUCAUUUUAAAAUGAAGAUUCAUUAGCUACUGAAAAUCUAUAUCUUUAGUGCACAGGGGAUACAAGUAGUACUGGGCAGCAGUUGUCAUGAAUUUUACUCAUGCAUACCUUUUGAAUGUAAAACACAACAGGGCAAACUGCUGUACUUUCACUAUGCAAACACAUGCCUAUCUCUCACAUGCAUAUUAUGCACAUUUGUACAGGUAAGCCUUUCUUCAUUUGAUAUUCAAAAAUUUUGAACUUCAUAUUUAUUACAGAAUUGAAAUAAAGACUAAAUGGUGUUUUGCUUAUUCUGGAAAGAUAAAGCUCUGUCAAUAAUAUAAUCCUAGAAUUUAUCUAGAGUUUGUAACAAUAUCUUUCUUCUAAUUGAUCGGAUACUCUUGCAUAAAGCUCAACAAAAACUGACUCCAAAAAAUAUAAACGGAAAAGAAAUGAGGCAAGACAGCUAUGUGUGUUUUUCCAAAUGAAAUAUGAGAAGGAUCUAAAAUUAGCAAUAGUGCCACAAUGAAUGAUGCAAAUUUUAUUGUCUACUUUUGUGGGGUUCUGUUUUACUUUGUUUUAUUGCCUUUCAUUUUUUUUUACCAUAAUAUAGAGUUCUUCAGAUAUUAUUUCUACCAAUGAAGAUUUUUCAAUUAAAAAAAGAGA